Messenger RNA from Helianthus annuus (common sunflower), 1163 nucleotides. RefSeq lists its product as uncharacterized. The coding region runs from base 80 to 925 and encodes 281 amino acids. NCBI's taxonomy places the organism in Eukaryota, Viridiplantae, Streptophyta, Magnoliopsida, Asterales, Asteraceae. The record is from RefSeq and is a predicted model, not a curated record. The transcript has 3 exons.
UUUAACUGUAAAAUAAGACCCUUCUUCCCCAAGAAACUUCACACUGGUGAUUCACUGGUUUUCAAAAUUAUCCAAAACAAUGGCUUCCUCCUCCUGCCUGCUCCGCCUCGCAAGCUCCAUCGUCGCCUCACUCCCAAACUUUACAUUCGAUUUACAGUUUGUAAUGGUUCAAGCGGAAACCGGAGUCCCAUCAGCACUCUUCACCAAGGUUAAAGACGAAGAGCUGACCGUACAAAUGCCGGGACUGAAGCAGACGGAGACCGAAGAAGGCGUAUGGGUAUCCUUUGAGAUCAAUGUACCUGCCGGCAACAAUCAACGUCCCGGAAUGAGGAUAGGUUUCGAAGGCUUCAAUUUCUUCUUCCAACUCCAAACGCCCGAAACAGUCUACCUCGCAAGCAUCAAGCUCCCGGAGAAGUUUAACCCACACGCUGAUUUGAAAAUAACGAUUGGAGAUGGUGUUUGCUCUGUCUGCCUUCCCACUCAGAAAACCGUUGAUCCCUUCUUGGCUAAGGCUAACAUCAACCGCAACCUCAUUCGCCCCACCCCCUACUGUGAGAUGUUUGAUCGGUCAGAGCUAGGACGGAUGCUUUGCGAAGUGAUAGCGCACCCGGGGGUGAAGAGUAAGUCGUUCACAGCGUAUAAGAAGGAUACGGGUGAUAGUAUCUACAUGAAGGGGAAUUUGGCUGGGGUGAAGAUGCUGGUGAUAAGGGAGGGACUCUGUGUGUGGUUAAGCAUGCCCGGGUUUGAGUUAAAGGAUGUGGAGGCCGGGUUUGAGUCGGACACGCUGAUUGUUGAAGGGAAAAGAGAGGGGGAGCACUACAUUGCGGGGGUGCGGGUGCCGGAGGGAUUCUGUAAGGAGAAAGAUGUGAUGAAGAGAGAGAUGCAAGAUGGAGUGUUUAAGGCUACUCUUCCCCGUGUUGGUUAAAACCGGGCUGUGUUCAGUGUGUAUCACUAGAGGAUCGUUAGAUGAUUAACGGAUUACAUGUUAAUGUUAGCUCUAAAUCUGAGAAACUAUGACUUAAGUAGCUUGGUAGGAAUUAAAUCAAAGUGGCCCUCCUUAACUUUUCUUGUGAUUUGUAAGGGUUAUUACUUAGUCUUUUGUUGCACUAACUAAUGGAUGAUUGAUUAUAUAUGAAUGAAUGAAGUGGCUUAUUAUUUAUGUA